Messenger RNA from Erythranthe guttata (spotted monkey flower), 2029 nucleotides. The record is from RefSeq and is a predicted model, not a curated record. Lineage: Eukaryota; Viridiplantae; Streptophyta; Magnoliopsida; Lamiales; Phrymaceae.
GAGAGAGAGGAGAGAGAUUGAGGAUUAAUAACUGCCACAUGAUUGUGGUGCAAUUGCCAGUCCUUUUACUUUUUCUGGAUAGCAAAAAAAGGCAACCUCUUUGCUUUUUUGCCUGUUUCAGUCCUUUGUCUCUAUUCUCUCUCUCAUUAAAAAAAAAAACAAUUUCACCCACAACAAAAUCAAAUACUCAGAUACACAAUAGACAUUCAGUCAGUCCCACCUUAAAACCCAUUUUCAAAUUUGAAUUCCCUUAAAUAUCACACACACACACAGACAGAGAGAGAGAGAGAGAGAGAGAGAGAGAGAGCCCUAUUUUCUUGAAAGAGAGAAAGAAAGAGAAAGAAUGAAACCCAUUUGGUUUGUGAUUCUAAUACCCAUUUGGGUAUUAUUCAAUCUCCCUUCGUUUUCGUUUUCCGCCCCACUUGAUGUCAAACCCGACCCGCCCGCCGCCGACCCGGUUCUUCCCACUGAAAAAGAUCCGUUUUUUAAGAACUCAACCGAUCUUAUAGCUCACUCUCCAGAGGUAGCAGAGGUUAAGGUAGUUCACCACCAGGAUUUAAACAAGAAGAUCCUAGUUGCACUUGUUGUCUCUUCAUCUCUUCUUGGAGGGAUUUUGCUGCUGCUUUCGUGUUUUUCGAUCUACAGACUUAAACGAUUGAAGAAAUGCAAGGCCGAAAACGAAGAAAAUCCGGAUGCUGCAAAGGCUAUUAUCUCGUUCGGUCCGAUUUUGGAUAAAUUCCCCUCUUUGAAAACCAGUGGCAAAAAGGGCUCAAUUGCUUCGAUUGAGUACCAAUUGUUAGUGGCUGCUACAAAUAAUUUCGACGAAGCCAAAAUUAUCGGGGAAGGUGGAUUAGGGCGCGUGUAUAAGGCUCAUUUCAACGAUCACUUUCACGCGGCUGUUAAGAAAAUAUACGCUGGUGGGCAAGAAGCUCAAAGGCAAUUCGAGAAUGAGGUUGACUCGUUGAGUAAAAUUCAGCAUCAAAAUGUAGUGUCUCUAUUAGGGUAUUGUAUACACGGUGAAUCGCGGUUCUUGAUUUACGAAAUGAUGGAGAAUGGAUCCCUCGAAUUUCACUUGCAUGGGAAAUCUCAUCGAUCGACGCUGACUUGGCAUUUGAGAAUGAAAAGUGCUCUGGAUGUUGCAAGAGGAUUGGAGUAUCUCCACGAGCGCUGCAACCCUGCCGUAAUCCAUAGAGAUCUCAAAUGCUCUAAUAUUCUUCUCGAUUCCAAUUUCAAUGCCAAGCUUUCGGAUUUCGGCCUUGCGAUUACUGGAGGAAACUCGAACAAAACGAGCAUCAAACUUUCGGGAACUUUAGGCUAUGUAGCUCCAGAGUAUCUAUUAGAUGGCAAGCUUACGGAUAAAAGCGACGUGUAUGCGUUCGGUGUGGUUCUUUUGGAGCUUUUGAUGGGAAGAAGGCCCGUUGAGAGAGUAGCCGAAACUCAAUGCCAAUCUAUAGUUACAUGGGCAAUGCCUCAGCUUACAGACAGAUCGAAGCUUCCGAAUAUUGUGGACCCCGCCAUCAGAAAUACUAUGGACUUGAAGCAUUUGUAUCAAGUGGCGGCUAUAGCUGUGCUGUGUGUACAACCGGAGCCGAGUUAUCGACCACUUAUAACAGAUGUUUUGCACUCUUUUAUCCCACUAGUGCCCGUGGAUCUUGGAGGAUCGUUAAGAGUAUAACCGAUUAUGCUUCUUUGAACAUGUGCAUAGGGUUCGAUUUUUACGAAAAGUCCGUUAAUUAACUGGUUUUUUGAGGUGGGGUUCGUUUUUUUAAUCGAUUUGCUUAAUCAAAUCCCUUUUGGUAGGAAACAUGGAUUAAGGAUUUGUAUCGGGAGGAAAGUUCGUUUUUUUUUUUGCUCCGAAAGGAUUACUUGUCCUUAUAAGAAAUCGGUAGUCGGUCGCGUUUUGAUGUGUGUGUGUAUAUAUAUAUAUAUAUGUAUAAGAGUUUGUUUUGUAGUAAAACAUUUGAAGUUUUUUGGAGAUGCAAUCAUAUGAAUGUUUGCAAAAAUUUGAAGGUUCUGUCAAGAUUUGUUU